Messenger RNA from Mycena citricolor, 865 nucleotides. The record is from the annotation of a GenBank genome assembly. NCBI's taxonomy places the organism in Eukaryota, Fungi, Basidiomycota, Agaricomycetes, Agaricales, Mycenaceae.
AUUAUAUUUCCCAUCUGACGUGGGCUAACCCACGCGGGUAAUACUUUGCUGUGAGCGACCACUGUUCGAACUCAUGCUCUGGAUUAAUCUAGGCGGAAUCGUCCACACUGCGACAUAUAUCAGGACGUAAAUUAUUUCGUCCUAAAGCCAUGGGAGGUACUCAGGCAAGAAGUUUGCCUCCCACUGUCCCAACGAGAAACAUGGGGUUGCAAUCGAGCAUGACAUCAUACAGUACAGUACAACGUGGCUGUGUGAUGCCCUUUUCGCUUGCCCCUCCUCCUCCUCCUUUCUUCUCCGCCCUCUCCAUUCGAUGAGCGCGUCCUACCCAACCAUCACGAUCGAUCUGGUCCUCGACCGCAACACGACCAGGGAGGUGCUCAACGGUGUCCUGCACGCGAUCCUUUUCCACCGCCUGUUCGGGCUCGUGAAGCCCCAGACGUUCGAAGUUCUCGAUGUCACGCUCCCCGGUGUAUCGGACACUGAGAUCGAGCAGCUCGUCAAUGAGAAGGUCGAGGCGUUCCGGAGGAGUGUGGAGACCGGGUCCAGCAAACGCGGGCAGGCAGGACUCCCUUUGCAGCCGCGUCGGCCAAAGAAGUCGUGGUUCCAAGUGUACAUGGGUGAGGAGGAAGUACCAUGGGAACAGUGGGUAAUCAACGCGGAGGUGCGACAGCCUAGAACAGACCGCGACCGACAACAGUUCGACACAACACUGGCUGCCACGCUGACGAAAGCAGUCCAGACGAUGCUCACGCACACGUCUUCUGAGAAAGGGCGUCAAGCGGUUCCGCUCAUCACCAAUUCGUCCGGCAUAUCUCCGUUUCCUCUGCGAAUAGUGACUAAUGUCGGCGGUGUCGAGGUCGGAUAG